Molecule: messenger RNA, 2811 nt
Organism: Phodopus roborovskii (desert hamster)
Lineage: Eukaryota; Metazoa; Chordata; Mammalia; Rodentia; Cricetidae
Gene: Cdh26
Product: cadherin 26
Exons: 19
Coding region: 1-2709 (902 amino acids)
Biological process (GO): calcium-dependent cell-cell adhesion; homophilic cell-cell adhesion; cell-cell junction assembly
Cellular component (GO): adherens junction; plasma membrane; catenin complex
Molecular function (GO): calcium ion binding; cadherin binding
Source: RefSeq, a predicted model, not a curated record
AUGACUACGUUCAAGCCACCUUGUUCAACAGCCCUAAAGAGGAGCUUCUUCCUGUUUGUCAGCUUCCGGGGAGCUGUGAGCUGCCACCAAGUGGCCCCUAAGCUACUACGGUGCUUCCAAGGUGGAUCCCAAGAACUGCCCAGUGCCCACCCAGACAUGGACAUAAGAGGCUGUACCUGGCUGCUGCUGCUGCUGCUGCUGCUGCAGCAACAGCCAGGGUCCUGUGUCCAGUGGCAGCCAGUGUCCUGUGUCCCAGCAACAGCCAGUGUCCUGUGUCCAGUGGCAGCCAGUGUCUUGUGUCCCAGCAACAGCCAGUGUCCUGUGUCCAGCAACAGCCAGUGUCCUGUGUCCCAGCGGCAGCUACUGUCCGGUGUCCCAACAGGUGAGACUGCUGUGUUCAGUGCCAUGCUCAUGUCUGAUUUGCGGAGCGCGGGACUGCAGCUCCAGGUAGACUUAGACCCCCAGGUCCUGUCAGGACAGAGCCACCAGCCUCUACGAAGAGCCAAGAGAAGAUGGGUUCUCACCACCCUAGAACUGGAAGAGGAAGACACAGGGCCCUUUCCCAAACUUGUUGGGGAGCUGUUCAAUAAUAUGUCAAAUAAUGUGUCACUGAUGUACUUAAUCAGAGGACCUGGUGUGGAUGAGUUCCCAGAGAUCGGUUUAUUCUCUAUAGAAGAUCACCAGAGUGGAAAAAUAUAUGUUCACCGCUCCGUCGAUCGAGAAGUGACACCAUCUUUUACGGUUUACUUUGAUGCUGUGGAUCGAUCCACAGGAGAAGUUGUGGACGAAUCCCUGAUUUUCAACAUUGGAAUCAGAGAUGUGAAUGAUCACGCACCCCAGUUUCCCGAGGAGGGAUUUAACAUCAGUGUGAAGGAGAGCCAAGCUGCAGGUGAACCUAUUUUUCAGUUGUUAACGUCCGAUAUGGAUCAAGAAAACACUCCAAAUUCUCGAGUCCUUUAUUUCCUCAUUUCUCAAACACCAUUACUGAGAGAAAGUGGCUUUCGGAUUGAUCUCAUCAGUGGGGAAGUACGACUCUCCGGAUGCUUAAAUUAUGAGACUGCUCCUUGGUUUACUUUGGUAGUCAGAGCGGCAGAUUGUGGAGAGCCAUCACUGUCAUCCACAGCCACCAUCCACGUCAGUGUGGGAGACAGCAACAACCACAUGCCGGCAUUUAUGGACGACCAUUAUAAGAUUCAGAUUUCUGAAGGUCAAGUCCAAUGGGGCGUGUUGCAUCUCCCCGUUCAAGACCAAGAUUCACCAUUUACACCAGCUUGGAAAACACAGUUCUACAUAUUGGAUGGCAACGAGGAGGAGCAUUUUGACAUUAUGACUGACCCUGAGACCAACCAAGGGGUAUUAAAUGUUAUCAAGCCUUUGGAUUAUGAAACUCAAGCAGCCCACAGCCUCGUUGUUGUUGUGGAGAAUCAGGAGCAACUCUUCUCUUGUGAGGAGGGCCAGUCGCAGCCAUCGACGAAGGCGAUGGCCAGUGCCACUGUGAGCAUUCAGGUGGUGGACACCAAUGACCCACCAGACUUUCACCCCAGGAGCUUCAUGGUCAGUGAGGAGGAUGGCGCUGGGCCCGGCAUCCAGCUGGGAGAUUUCAAUGCCACAGACCCAGACAGGAUCACCAGCCAGAUAAGGUACAAACUAGUUCAUGAUCCAGCAGAUUGGGUGACGGUGGAUGGAAAGUCUGGAGUGGUUACCACCAAGAGGCAAAUAGACCGGGAGUCCCCUCAUGUGAACGACAGCUUUUACACAGUUAUUGUCCAUGCAGUUGACGAUGGCCUCCCGCCGCUGACUGGCACAGGGACCCUGAUGCUUUUCCUGGCUGACAUCAACGACAAUGCUCCAACUCUCCAGUCCCAUUCUCGAUACUUGGAGGUCUGCGAGUCUGCCAGGGACAUGCCCCUGUUCUUAGAGGCCGAGGAUGCAGACCUGGACCCCUACUCUGACCCCUUUACUUUUAACUUGGACUCUGCCCAGAGAGAUGUAGAUGAUACUUGGAUGCUGAGGACAAAGCAGGGUGAAGGCCGCUCUGCUGAGCUCCUAAUGCUGAGAAGCCUCCCUCCGGGGGAUUACUUGGUGCCACUAUUCAUAGGAGACAGACAGGGCCUCACUCAGAAGCAGACGGUCCAUGUGAGGGUCUGCUCCUGUCCCGGUGGACCUGAGUGCGAGAAUCGCUCAGACGUGGGGCUGCUGUGGUGGGCCCUGUUCCCUAUCUGUGCAGCGCUCAUGGUGCUGGCAGCUGCUCUGUUUUCUCUACUGCGGUGUCACUUUGUAUUUGGACCCAAGAGGCUCAGAGGCUCCAUCCCAAGUGACAAUGGCCACCAGACACUGAUUGUGUACAACGAGGACAGCAAAGCCCUUUCAGCCCAGGGUCAUGGCAUGUUCUUUGAGCCAAGAGGCAUGAGGAACCGCUCUUCCACCCCAGUCUAUCUGGAGCGCUUGGUGCCCAGAUACCCGCUGCCUCUGAUGGAAGGCAGAGUGGUGGAGACGUGGGUUCAGAAGCUCCAUGCUGUAGAUGUUCUGGAUGGUGACACCAGCUACCAGCCUCAUGUUUACAGGGAGGAGGGAGAGUGUGAAGGAGCUGAGACCCUCAGCUCCCUGACCUUCUUGGAGCAGGACCUCUUCCCAGAGUUGCCAGACUGCUUGAGUUCAAUGUCGGUUCCAUCUGAAGCAAUGUGUUCUGCAUCAAGAGUCCCUCCAUAAAGGCAUGUGGUGGGCAUGAUUUGGGAGGAGAGUCACUCCUCAUGGACCCCCUCUUGUCCUUCAUCCUUGGGUACUUCCUAGUCCGCAGUAUUGCAAACUUGG